AUGGGUACUGCAUGUUCUUCAGAAAAAAUAAAAAUCUCUCCUACUAUUUCAACUUGUGAUUUAAUAAAUAAUGAUAAUCCUUUUUUUGAUAUAACUCAUGCUAUAAUUUAAAAUAUAGAAUUAAUUGGAGAACUAGAAACAGCACCAUUUAUUGUAUAAUAAUAUUCAAAGAGAUUGUAAAUAUAAUGUUAACCAUUUAAAUCUAUAUUGGAAAGACUUGAAAAUGAUGAUUAGAAUUAACUCAAAAUCUGGAAUUUGCUUGUUGGAACUUUGAAGAAUUUUUCUGGUAUUUUAAAAGAAGCUCUUAAGAACAUUCAUUUUAUAGAAUAUCUUCCAAUAAUAUCAUAUAAUUUUUAAGAAUUAUAAAAAGACUUAGACAUUUAUAUAGGUUAUAAAAAAGGGGAGAUUAAAAGAGCUCAAUCGAAUAUCAUAUAGUCAAAAAUAAUUCGCAUUUAAAAAAGACAUUAAACUGAUAAAAUUUGA
Molecule: messenger RNA, 483 nt
Organism: Paramecium pentaurelia
Lineage: Eukaryota; Ciliophora; Oligohymenophorea; Peniculida; Parameciidae
Source: the annotation of a GenBank genome assembly